AUGGACCAUUCCACAGCCGUCCAAGAGAUAUCGGCGCAGGUCGCUGGUUUUUAUGAUCGUCAACAACCGUUUCGUAUAUACCAUGGCUCAAGCCACAGUACGCGCCCUUCGAAUCGCUCUCAAUCCACCACCGUCAGUACAGAAAAACUCACCCAUAUCAUUGAGAUCGAUUCAUCCAGAUGUACGGCCAUAGUCGAGCCUAAUGUCCCAAUGGAUGCUCUUGUGGCUGCCACCAAGGAACAAGGCCUGGUUCCCUUGGUGGUACCGGAGUUCCCGGGAAUCACGACUGGUGGUGCUUUUUCCGGGACUUCGGGAGAGAGCACCUCCUUUCGAGAGGGGUACUUUGAUCAUUCUAUCAAUUGGGUUGAACUUGUGCUUGGUAAUGGAAAGGUGGUCAAGGCAUACAAUGAUCAGGUCGAGGGGUUCGACGUCGAAGAUAAACGCGCCGACUUGUUCUGGGGCGCCGCAUCUUCCUUCGGGACUCUUGGUGUAGUCACUUUAAUGGAAGUUCGUCUGACAAAGGCUAAACCAUUAGUCGAACUGAAAUACUAUGUUAGCUCCGGUAUGAAGGACGCGGUGCGUCUCUUUCGACAGCUUGGCGAUGAUCCCCAGACUGAGUUCUUGGAUGGCAUCGUCUUUUCUCCGAAUAAGUUUGUUGUUUGUGCGGGGCGACAAGUCGAAGACGAACGCAAACCCCCAAGUGUCAAACUCCAACAAUUUACUCGUCGUCAAGAUGAUUGGUUUUACUUGCAUGUCGAUCGUGUCACAUCCGAGGUCUGCGACCAGAACGAUUUCCAUAAGCCACAUGCAGUGGACUACAUUCCUCUGACGGAUUACCUCUUCCGUUAUGACCGGGGUGGCUUUUGGGUUGCCCGUUAUGCCUUCAAGUACUUCCGUGUUCCAUUCAACUUUGUCACACGUUGGCUCCUCGAUCGAUUCAUGUACACCCAAGUGAUGUAUCACGCCUUGCAAGUCAGUGGAAUGGGGCGACACUACAUCGUCCAGGAUGUCGGUGUACCUAUGGCCGCAGCUGCCGAGUUCAUGGACUGGGUAAAAGAUCCUGAGAAUUUCGGAAACUAUCCGAUCUGGCUCUGCCCACUACGCAAGGGAGGCGUUAGUGCAUUGGAGGAACCGUCGAUCGAUGUCCUGCAGAAACCACAACUCCUGAAUUUUGGAAUUUGGGGGCCUGCUGCAUCCAAAGACCAGGCUGAGUUCAUUGCCCAGAACAAAAGGAUCGAAAAGAAAGUGCACGGCCUGAAAGGGGAAAGAUUCUAUUAUGCGAUGGCUUUCCUUACAGAAGAUGAAUUCUGGGCUAUCCACAACAAACCUGAGUAUGAUGCAUUACGAGCCAAAUACCAUGCGCAACAUCUUCCAACUCUGUAUGACAAGGUGCGAGUGCACCCAGAAGAAUUGCCCGGGACGCACCGGGGAGAGUUCGAGAAUGGUUGGAAAGGGGUUGUCAAACGUGCCCUUUGGGAUGUUUGGCCAUUCUGUGGAUUAUACGGAGUUUACAAGGCCUGGAGAGGAGGCGAUUAUAUGUUGCAAAAAACUAAAGAGAAGAGGAAGACUGAUUGA
Molecule: messenger RNA, 1575 nt
Organism: Penicillium soppii
Lineage: Eukaryota; Fungi; Ascomycota; Eurotiomycetes; Eurotiales; Aspergillaceae
Product: FAD-binding oxidoreductase
Exons: 1
Coding region: 1-1575 (524 amino acids)
Biological process (GO): steroid metabolic process
Cellular component (GO): membrane; cytoplasm
Molecular function (GO): FAD binding; Delta24(24-1) sterol reductase activity
Source: RefSeq, a predicted model, not a curated record